UUACAGGUAAGUGUGAUGGACCUUUCAGUACUGGAUUGGAGGUUGAAAUACAGUUCAACUCGCACUAUGUUCAAAUGCACUUGGACGGGCUGCCAAGAGAUGACUUCAGCCUGCGAUGCUAUUGAAAGGCAUAUUCGCUCCACACAUCUUGGACGCCAAGAAGUCAACAGCGACCACAGUGAGAGUGACAGUGACGACGAGGACGACCACGAGGAAGAGUUUUAUUGGACAGAGGUCGAAGUGAAUGUUGCCACUUGGGUUGAUCCAUGUGAGCCACUGGUCACCCACAGUGUUCCCGCUCCGACCCUGCCAGCACCUGCUGCCAUGGCUUUGACAUUGCCACCUACGCCUGUCACCUUGCCCAGUCAGCCACCCAUGAUUGCUGAUGCCCCAAACAUACCCGCUCAGCCGUCCCAUCCAAAAUACGUUCAUGUGUCAUCCCCACCGACACUUAGCCACAUGGAUAUGGCAAGACCUCCACAUGAAGAUCCGCAGUACAAGCGUCAUUUGUCAGGGCCGGUUGCUAAUCUCUCAAGCUCAUGGCCACGUAGUUCUGCCUACUUAAGUUCUGGACGAGGAAAAGUGAGGGUGAGUUCCUCCCCAAAAGCUUCCCCUGGUAGGGGAAAGAGGAACGGAGAGAGCCGGAAGUGUCGGAAAGUGUAUGGCAUGGAGCAGCGUGACCUUUGGUGUACCCAGUGCAAGUGGAAAAAGGCGUGCAGUCGGUUUGGAGAGUGAUAGAAUACCUUACAAGACUCUCUACUGAGGAACAUGCCUGGCUGUGUAAUGUAGAAAUUAGUUGAGUGUAAUGAUUGUACAUGUAAUUGGAAGCUCUAUGGCUUAAUUUAACAUAUUUUAAGUCAAAACUGGGGAAAAAUCUUAAAUAUCUGUGCAAACGUGUGGAAAAACCCUUUGAGAUAAAUGAUAUUGUAUUUUAUAUUUACAAAAUAGUAGUUACAUUUAAGGGGAUACCGUAACACUAAGAGGAAAUGACAUGCUGCUGUGCUGGACUGUGAUUUCUUUUGGGCAUCGACAAUGGUCACAGAGGCCCAAAUAUCUCCACAAAUAGAAGUUGGCAUUUUCUGGUCGAAGAACUUUGCUUGGCUAUGAUUGGCCAUGUGCUGUUUUCGUCCAUGAGAUCUCUCUCGGGUCUCUGGUUUAUUGGAAAUAGUAUGCAGUGCAGGAGGUUUUAUAUGUUCCACUUGAAUGCAGCAACUGAAACUUGUUCUGGGUGAACAGUAAAUACCUCAACCUUUUAGAGAGAAGAAAUAUCGAGUGUUUUUUCACCUGACAUAUAAAGGCUUCCAGUAUUCAGAAUGCAUAGCAAACUUGGAUUCAGAAUGACAUCUUUGACUUUGAGUCACUUAUGGAAGACAUGACUUGUGUUUCAGCUUUGUAUUGUAAUGUACAGUAAAUAUAAGAGAAUGGAGUUUUGGUGUAUGUUAGUUUAGUCAACUUGGAUGAGGCAAAACAUAGGUGAAAAGCUUGUUAUAUUUUGAGGAAAUGAAGAAAAAUUAUAUGUCAACGAAUAAAGCAAUACUCCACGUUCGAUGCUACAGAAAGCCUCACCUAUGCUUCCAAGUCCUUCUAAUCUUAAUUUAAUAUUUUAGUUUCAGGUGUAAAAUGUCUGACAUGCAUGAAAUGCAAGCACUUGAAAUGUACAAACAAAAAUCAAGAUAAUCUUGCGAUGCUCACAUCUCUGUGCAACUGUGAAUGAAUUAACUAUUCUCAUAGACUAGAGAGUGUAGAGGACUUUUUCAUAUUUUAGGUGGCAAAAUACUUGACAACGGAUGUGUAAGUUUAUUUUUUCUCUCUCUCUGUAGCUACUGUUCUGCCAUAAAACUUGUCAUAAAUAUGUUGUACUUAAGCAGGAAUGUUAAAAUACUGGAAGAUAUUUAGAAAUUUUCCUCCUACUGUUAGUCUUCAAAUAUACAGACAUUUAUUCAUAACAAUACAUGUAAUGAGCAGUCCUACAUUGUUUUUAAUAAAACAGUGUAUCAUGCUACAGAAAAAAUGCUCAUUUUUUUACUAACAAAAGGUUUUAUAGCAGGAUGGACUUAAAACACUCUCUAGAUUAAAAUGCUUCUCUUGGUUCUAAAUUAUGAUUACAGUUACAAUGCCUGCAUUUUGAAUAGAUUUAUAGCCUUUUUGAUCCAGGGAAAUGUUUGAGAAUAUUUAUGCAAGACACAUAUAUAUACAGUAUCAUAUGGCAACAUAACAUAUCAGUCUUGUGAAGAGCUAUUUUGCAAAAAUGGUAGUAAAUUUUUAUAAAACGUCCACGUUUAAGUAAAUUACCUUUUUUCUCUUAUGAUGAGGUUGCGCAAAGGUUUGUUUGGGACCAUGUCAGCAAUAUUUAAUAUAGUUAAAACUGUAACAGAUUGCAAAAUGAGGUGAAAAUAAUAUGACAAAAUAUUGAAGUAUGUUUAUUUAGUAUUUGUUCAUAAAGAUUAAAGGGAGAGAUAUUAAAGACAAUAUCUAGGCCUAGUAGACCUUCAGAAUAUUUAUGUUGUGAAGUUUUUUCACUUGAUGCACCACUAUAUUCAUACUGAAACAACUGUCUUGUACCAUAAGUUUAGAAGACAGUCUUGACCACAUGAUUAAUAGGUGUUAAUGCAUAAUUGCUUACUCACAUAAAAGUCAGUUAUGUUAACUGAAAUUACCAAACGAUUCUCCUGGAUAGCUAAUGUAGACUGGCAGAUGUAUUGCUAUUUGGAUUACAAUGCCAAUAGAAAACUGCAAAAUACUGUAUGUUUUGUGAAUGCUUUGAACUGACUCAAAUAUAUUUUUAUUUCGUGUUGAAAACUUCAAGACCAUUUCAUAACAAAACAGUUACCUGAAAAUGUCAGUGAACUAAGUUUUUCAUAAAUCUUCAGCCAUAAGAGCAACCUAGAUUUUUAUCCAUCCUCCAGGAUGCUGGUAUACAAGAACAAAUUUACGUAUAUGUAACUAACAGAAUGUUUAGUUCAAAACGCAAACCUAAGAAAUGUAAAUCAAGUAAUGUUGUGUAAAUGCUAACUGAAGUUUUACAAGCAAUAUAUCCAUGAAUCUAUGAACAGAACUUUCAGCAUGUAGGGUAAAUAAGUAAAUAUACAAAUUCAACCUGGAUGAAGAGACAAAUCUUCAUUUUUAGAAUAUAAACAUUAAUUAUGCUUCUGUAAUGCAGUACAUGAGGCACAUAUAUACUUUAAUCAGUCUUGUAGAACAAAUAUUGCAUAUCUACAAAACUAAACCACCUUAAAUAUUUUUACUUAAUCAUUCAUGCACUACUAAGACAUUACCUCUGUUUGCAGGUCAAAACAUAAUUGACUUUGCAUAUGUUUAACCAAUUUUUGAGUGCAAGUUAAGUGAGAAUGUAAAACAGAACAAAAUGAAAAUGUUAAGCAAAAACAAAAUUAUGAAUCCCUCAAAAAGUAAUGCUAAAAGGAUUAAGUUAUGACUUAAUCACUGCAUUGUGUUGUCUACUUGCAUUUUCCAGAAUCAUUGAGUUUUGUUAUGGGAGUACCAUCUGUUCUUUUCCUUAAGCUAGCACAUUGAUUUCACUGAUAAUUCACAAAUAGCAAAAGGUUUGAAAAUCGAAUGAAAAUAUUAAAACAAAGAUCAACAUUUACCAUCAACUUUAUAGACUUGGGAUAGGAUAAGCUUAUUUUAUAAAAAAAUGCAUAUAUUUCUAAAUCACUUUUGGGUUUCAUUUCAUUAAAAAUUAUAGUACUGUAACUGUGUCUAGAAAUUGUAUUCUAGUUUUCUUAUAGUACUUGUUACCGCAUUCAACAGGAGUGCUGUUGGCUGGAGGUUCUCCAAUAAUCAUCAAGAAUUUUGAAAGACUAGCUGAACUGAUAAAAAUGUAAAUUUAAAAGUGGACUUUGAUCAUCUGAAGUCAAAUGUUUCACAGCUAGGUUCUUUAGACCAACUUCUGAUAUUCUAUUAAUAUAAUCAUUGCCAACAUAAUGUACCUCAGGUUUCCUUUUAUUUCAUUAACAUAACUGAGAAUAAAAUAAACCCCAGUAAAUAUUUAAGUGAAGUAUAGUGCUUGUGUUACCUCAUCUGAGAAAGAAUCUUUGAUGAUCCGUCCACCUUUAACUGUGGUCUGGACAGUCCUCUUAUUUUGAACACCACUGCCAUUAAUUUGUGAGGCAUUACAAAUUAACAUCGUGUUGUGAUGUUUAUUUUUUCAUAUGCAGUUGUAUUAUAUUCCAUUUUAUUAAGUUGCAUAUCAGUAACUUGUCUUUUGAAGUACACUUACCUUUUAUAUGAAGAGGCUAAGAAAAUGCUCAUUCUGUUCAGGUAGUUGGACAACCAGGUACAUGACAGGGACACUGAAAACCUCAGUUUAUCUGUUGAAAGUACCAACUGUAUAAUGCAUUAUACAUUGUAGUUGCUUAGUUUUUCAUAUACAUUUAUUUUUUAUAAAGAUAAUAAUGGUUUAGGAUGCCAAAUACUGGGUAAAAUGUAUUUUUUAUUUUUAGUAAGCAGUACAUAAUUUGCUUUGUCAUAGUAAAAUGCAAUAUAUAAAGAUGGUCUCUCAUUGCGUACUAAAGUAAUAUCCAUAUUCAAGGGAGAUGAAGUCCACUACCAAAUGAGUGCUUUAAAUAGAUUUUAUAACAAAUGAUCUCCAAAUACUUAGAAUUAGCUAGCAUAUUAUGAAAAUACAUAGAAUAUUAAUAUAUUCCGGUAAAACUGAAGAAAGGCUCUCGUCACUUCUGGUGCUAAUGUUGCCAUAAGUCAGAAAUAAAAAGGAGUGAUACAAAGUAUGAGAUACGUAUAUCCCAGCGUUAUUUGAGGAACUAAAAAGAACUACUAUAUCCCAUCUAAACUAUGACAACUAUAUUCCAAUUUUAUUUAUAAGAAAUUAUUCUUGACUUCACUUCCCUCAAAAUAAAUUUUUGACUCUUAAAUGCUGUACAUUCAUCAGUAUCAAAAUGUGACAACAAAAUGGCCUUGGGAUGCACAAAUGUGUGAGUUCACAGAAAUCUCUCGUAUAGUAGAUUAUAGAUAAAUGUCCAUAUUGUACAGUACAUUAAUAAGACACAGGCAAACUGUUUUGUGAAAAGUCUGCCAACCUAGUCUAAGAAAUAAAAUGGAUUUAAGCCAUUACUAGUUUAUAAGAUGGUAAAGUUUAUGGAUUUUAUUUAUUUUUUCUUUUCAUUUAGAAUUGGAUAUUUAGUAAUCUACUAAUUUUCAGGUAGUGGAAAAUCUACCUCGUCUUCAUUAAGGAAUCCGUCAUUUAUGCACAUGAUGGCAACGUGGGGAGGGUGGGAGGGAGGGUCGGGUUAUAAGGAGUGGGCGGCACUAUGUGUAUUUCACUGACUACCUGUCUUUCAUUUUAUUAAACUUUUUUUUAAUACUACACAUCACAUAAUGCCUAUGCAAUAGAAAAUGAACACUGAACUGAAAAAGCAUCAGUCUGUAUUAGUGGAUAACUUUUUCGAUGCAAUUGCCAAGAUUUUAAAAACAAGGACCUCACUGCAAAGAAAUGUACAUUUGAUAUUUUAAGCCAUAGUACAAAGUAUUUUAUGAUGUCUUAGUUUAUAUUAUAUAAAGCUUUUGCUAUAUGCCACAUCAUAUUGUGUUUUAUAAUUUAGGCUUACAAAGAGUUUAUGUAUGAUCCAGAUUUCAUCUCUUAUAAGUGUAUGUGAUGUAUAUAUUGUGUGCUUAUAGGUGUUGGCUGUUCUUCUGCUGUAUAUACUGCUACUGAUUUUCUGUUAUUCCCUAUGGAUUACAGUAUAUAUGUGUAUACAUAAACAUUGCAUAUAUACAUAAAUUAAGAAAACUGUUAUGAAAUUGAGAAUAUUUAAAAUUGUUGUUUGGUUUUAUUGAUAAAAAAUUAACAAAAAUGUAAAAUUAAUAUCCAUAGGGUUAAUAUAUAUUUUCCUUUAUAUAUAUAUAAUAUAUAUAUCUAUAUACUUUAUAGUAUGUCCUAUAGUUGUAUGAGUGGAAAAGCACUACGUAGAUGAAGGUGACCUUUUUUUUUUUUUUUUUUUUUUUUUAAGUUAAUGUGGCUUCGUGCUACAAGAUUCACAUGCGGGAAUGAUCUGGGACGAUGUUUUAACUUUUUAAAUACCGUAAGUAGAUUAACAAUUUGAGCAUGAGCAGCAAUUACAUUGGAUAUGGUAACUAACUUCUAUGCUGUACUUACUUAGGUAAUAAAGUACGGAUGAGAUAUGUUCUGAAUUUGACAGUUUCAUAUAGUUUGAUUAGCAUAAAAUUGGUAAGACUGAAUACAAAAAGAAAAAAUCACUGACAUCUAUUAGUCGAUGAUCCAGAGAAAAUGACUUCUGAACAUGCUCAAAAGUUUGUACAGAUGUAGAAACCAGUGUGAGAUCAAUAUAUUUGAUUUUAAAUACAAGUUUUAUAUUGGUAAUAUAUUAUGUUGCUCUUCAGACUCUGUUGUAAUUGUCUGUCAGUAUGGUUUAUCUUAAUAAAUUGUGCAUGAAGAAAA
Macrobrachium nipponense is the source of this 6433-nucleotide messenger RNA. Its product is annotated as SLC2A4 regulator-like. The transcript is spliced from 5 exons. Bases 16 to 735 code for a protein of 239 amino acids. The record is from RefSeq and is a predicted model, not a curated record. NCBI's taxonomy places the organism in Eukaryota, Metazoa, Arthropoda, Malacostraca, Decapoda, Palaemonidae. Gene Ontology annotation, molecular function: DNA-binding transcription factor activity; RNA polymerase II cis-regulatory region sequence-specific DNA binding. Gene Ontology annotation, biological process: regulation of transcription by RNA polymerase II. Gene Ontology annotation, cellular component: nucleus.